Molecule: messenger RNA, 2060 nt
Organism: Momordica charantia (bitter melon)
Lineage: Eukaryota; Viridiplantae; Streptophyta; Magnoliopsida; Cucurbitales; Cucurbitaceae
Product: heat shock protein, putative (DUF789)
Source: RefSeq, a predicted model, not a curated record
GGAUACGGAGAUUGGUGGGGAAGAUGACUAAAAAGGCGCUCAAAAUUAUCAUUCUGGACGCUUCUCGUCCUCCUCUGACCUCACCCUCUUCCCUAAAAUCUCCCUUCCUUUUUCCUAAUUCCACAAAAUAGGGCACAAAUUUUCCCAAAUCUUUCAGUUAGUUAUCUUCUCACUAGAUUUUACAAAACCCUAGUUUCUCCUUCUCCUUCUUCUUCUUCUUCUUCUUCUUCUUCCCACUGUAUAUUCAAACAAAACCUAGGCUCCUUUUUCCCCUCCCACGGUGCCCUAUCGUUUGUUGCAAUGUCAGUCUCCGGUGGGGUUUCGAUUGCCAGAAUCCGUGGCGAGAAUCGGUUCUACCAUCCACCUGCGAUGCGGCGACGUUUGCAGCAGCAGCAGCAGCAGCAGCAGAAGCAGAACGCCUUGGAUUCUAAUUCUAAGGAGGUUGCUUCUUCUACUAGGAUCGAUGAGUUGGACAAGAGGACUGAGUUCGAUGAGUGUCGUUCUUGGUCCACUCGCUCUGAUUGCUCCGUUUCGGAUCGAACACUUGCUGAUUCUACUAAUUUGGAUCGCUUCUUGGAGCAUACUACUCCCCUCGUUCCGGCUCAAUGUAUUCCUAAGACGAGCCUGAGGGGUUGGAGGACUCGUGAAGUCACAGAGGCGCCUCCUUAUUUUGUGCUUGGUGAUCUCUGGGAAUCUUUCAAGGAAUGGAGUGCAUAUGGAACGGGUGUCCCUCUUUUGUUAAAUGGUAGCGACUCUGUGGUACAGUACUACGUUCCCUAUCUGUCUGGCAUUCAACUCUAUAUAGAUCCAUCUAAGUCCUCUGUUAUAAGUAGAAGGUGUAGUGUGGAUAGUGAUGCUGAGUCCUCAAAGGAAACAAGCAGUGAUGGAAGCAGUAAUUGUGGAACAGAAAAGAAGAUGAAGGCCGUUCUUCAAGAUGAGUGGAUCCAUCACUCCACUAUUCUGGGGUCACAAAGAGUUCAAAUGAAUGUUCCUUCUGCUGAGUCAUCAAGUGAUGAAAGUGACUCUUGCUACCCUCAUGGUCAGCUUGUGUUUGAAUACUUGGAGCGAGAUCCACCAUUUUGUCGUGAACCAUUGACUGAUAAGAUCACUAUCCUUGCAUCGCGUUUUCCUGAAUUGAAGACACAUAGGAGCUGUGAUUUAUCUCCUUCCAGUUGGAUUUCUGUGGCAUGGUAUCCAAUCUAUCGGAUUCCAACGGGUCCGACUCUACAAAGUCUAGAUGCUUGUUUCUUGACCUUCCAUUCUCUGUCAACAGCAUUUCAAGGCAUUGGCACCGAUGGUUUGCAGUUCCAUUGGUCAAGAGCUAGAGAGGUGUACACUGCUGAUUGCCCCCUCAAAUUGCAGUUGCCAAUAUUUGGACUUGCUUCCUAUAAGUUCAAAAUUCCUUUUUGGAAUUCGACUGGUGCGGAGGAAUGUCCGAAGGCCAACUCUUUGUGGCAAGCUGCUGACAACUGGCUCAGGUUAUUAAACGUAAACCAUCCUGAUUAUAGAUUUUUCGCAUCUCACAAUUCAUUCUGGAGAUGAUAACAAGGGUAGUAUGCAUGAUUUCUUAAAUGUGGGAUUACAGUGUCUUAAGAGGAGGAUCUAAUUCCUAAGAAACUCGGUUCUCCUGAAUGUUGUGAAAAUUUAUAUGGCAUCUUUAGCUUUUUUUUUUUUCUUUGAAUUUGUACGUUUGACCAUAUAAAGGGUUUUGUACAGGGAGAAUGAUGUUGAUAGUAAUAUUUUACGGUUGACAUGGGGAUUGGGUUUUAGGAUAGUAGUUAUUCUGGGAGCGGCCAAUCCCCUAUGGUGUUAGUCUAUUCUUCCAUGUGUUGAGAUAUGAGUGAGUGGUGAUGGGAAUAGGGCGGUUGUGGACGAGCAGAGAAACUGCUGCCAAUAACAACACCGCCUUUUUUUUUUCUUUUUACUUUAAAUUGUGGAUUAGAUUUGUAACUUUCACUGGCACCUCGAUAAUGAUGAAAAGUAAAUCUAGUGUGUUAACUACAAUCUCGCCGUAUUUAACAGUUGAUGUGAUAAUUUAUUUACUGCUGGGUUUUAAGUGU